GACAGGACGCUUCUCCUCUACGCAGCGAGGCUCCCUCGGUCUGGCCUAGGGUACAUGCUGCAGUGCAAACGUCCAAAGAGCUGGCUAGCCUCGAGGCUUAAAAUCAGCCUGGGGACGAGCUCCUGGAAAGGCCGGGUUUUGCACGCCUCCCCCGCCCCCAUUAACCCAGAAAUCCGAGGACCAGCAGCAUGCACGUUCCUGGUCCUCCGUUUGUGCAGACGCGGAACUAUGAUCGAUCGGCGGGCGGGCCAGGCAGACGCGGACAGAGAUUGAUCAGACCUGUUUCGCGAUCGCCGAGGACACUUGACGCGGCCGCCGGCCUUCCUUCCCGGGCCCGGGCGGGAGGCCGGACUGCGGCGCGCUACUGCAAGCGCGGCGGCGGCGCUCGGGCUGCGGGAGUCAGCGCGCGGUCGCGUCACGAGGGGCGGGGCGGAGGCUCGCCGGGAAGUUGCACCGACAAGUUGCAGCCGUCGAAAAACCCGGGCGAGGACUCGAGGGGCGAAGUGGCUGUCGAGGGGAGGGCGCAGCCGGCCCACUGGAUCCCCUGCAGUCAGAGGUUCCGGCGGACCCUCCCCAGGGGCAGCUGAGCACGGCCGGGGACACCGAGGGAGCGGACGCGGGGUCGGGAGGCCGCCCCUCGGUUCCACCUCCCCAUCGCUCGACGGCCGGCCGGGCCAUGUUCAGAGACCCAGGCUCCGCGGUCCUCCCCGCCGCCGCCGGUUUCCGGAAGCCCGCCCCGCGGAGCCUCAGCUGCCUCUCGGACCUGGACGGCGGCGCGGCCCGGGAGUCGCGGCCCUGCAGGCCCCCCGGGAGCCCGGGCAGCGCGCCGCCGCCGCCCGCGCCGUCCGGCUGCGACCCCUGCCUGCGGCCCAUUAUCCUAAGGCGGGCGCGCUCGCUGCCCAGCUUGCCUGAGCGCCGCCGUAAGGGCGCAGGCGCGCAGGGCGCUGCGUGCCGGACGGGCUGCAGCCGGCAGAACCGCGUGCGCUUCGCCGACGCUCUGGGCCUGGAGCUGGCGCAGGUCAAGGUGUUCAACGCGGGCGACGACCCGUCCGUGCCGCUGCACGUGUUGUCGCGGCUCGCCAUCAACUCGGACCUGUGCUGCAGCAGCCAGGACCUGGAGUUCACCCUGCAGUGCCUGGUGCCUGACUUCCCGCCGCCCGUCGAGACCCCUGACUUCGGCGAGCGCCUGGGGCGGCAGCUCGUGUGUCUGGAGCGCGUCACCUGCUCAGACCUGGGCGUCAGCGGUACGGUGCGCGUGCGCAACCUGGCCUUCGAGAAGCAGGUGGUGGUGCGCUACACGUUCUCCGACUGGCGCAGCGUGCACGAGGCUGUGGCACGGUGGCGCGGGCCGGCGGGCACUGAGGGCGCCGAGGACGUCUUCACCUUCGGCUUCCCGGUGCCGCCCUUCCUGCUGGAGCUCGGCUCCCGCGUGCACUUCGCGCUGCGCUACUGUGUGGCCGGCGCCGAGUACUGGGACAACAACGACGGCCGCGACUACAGCCUCACGUGCCGCAACCACGCGCUGCACAUGCCGCGCGGGGAGUGCGAGGAGAGCUGGAUUCACUUCAUCUGAGACUCCGCGCGCAGGCCGCACCCGCGCUCACUUCCUGGCUGGGCUGUCGCAUCUGGGCAGUGGCCCUUUCUCACACCCCAUCUCCUAACUGAGGUCGUUUGACCUCACUUCCUACUGUAAGGUGUGCUGGCAUGGCCCGUCCUGUCUUCUACUUGCAUCGUCUGUGUCACUUGGUCUAAAAAGUAAGCUCAGGUGCCAGAAGGCCGAGCUGUGUCCUAUGCUGGGGCAGGGUGCUGGGUGGGUAGACUCAUGGGUGCGUUGGCCCCUCUGAAGAAGGCCCAGGCAGGUGGUUUUGGAAAGGCCUGCAUCCUCCCGCUGGGAAAGCCUGUGGCUUUUGCGUGUGUCCUGAUUGGGUCUCUGUGAAUAUAGCUGUUAUUUGUCAUCAUUGUGACAUUGGGACUUUUUACCCUUGGUGGAUGCCUUCUUCGGAACAUUCUGGAUUUAAUAAGCUAAAAAAGAAAAAAAGUCAUUUUGUGUGUUUGUGCCCAUUGUAAACAAUGUACAGUGUGACCCCCAUUGUGGUCCCUUGUGGCAUUCCUGCCCUGGGACAAGAAAAACCUGUGAUCACAUUUGCUUGCCAAUGUCUGUAGGCUUCUAACAGCCGGGAAACUAUUAAUAGGCAAGAAAUUUAUGCCUCAUCUGGUCAUCUUACAACCAUUCCUGGGAGUUCAGGCUGCCCGGUUAGGCUGUGUGUCUCCUGCAUCAGCAAUUGCGAAGGAAGAAAAUGCUUAAAACUUUUAACUAGCAAAAGAGCCAGCCCUUUCUGCAGUCUCCUUUCGCACGUCAUGUAUUAUUCUUGUACAUGUUUGAUAAUUAUGUAUCUGCACUUUAUCAGGCCAUUCUGUUUAGAUUUGAACUACCUAAAUAUUUUAAAAAAUUCUGCCUUAAGUUAUUUCAGUUUUCAGGCAACUCUAUGGAAUUUCAGGCAACGAUGCCCUUUGCGAUGACCUUUUUGAUGAAUUAAGGUGACUCUGUCUUCUCGAGCGUCAAAGGUUCCAGCAGUCAUCUUUCAGAAAUCACGUUACCAAGUGGAACUAGCAGGUAUUUUCAGCAACAGCCAGACUGGAGGAAAAACAAUACACAAAUAUUUAUACUUUUUAAGUGUUUUAAACUGUAUUUAUAUAUGCCUGGUUUUAUCAGCUACCUGCCAACUUUGUUCUUUGCGCCUUCAGAUAGAAAAGUUUAUAACCUCAUCUGGACUUGUUUCCCAAUUUUAAAAUGUUAAAUGCUGUUGUUUUUUUUUUUAAAUCUCUAACCAAGAAGUCAAGGCCAUUGUCCCCUGCAGACUGCCACAAGAACUUAAAACCUCAGUGAGGGGCUGGUGAUUGUUUUUGGUGCUGAGUGUUGGUCUGAUGGCAGGUGCUAGCACUGAGGUGUGAAAACCCAGCUAAGAUGGACACGGUCUCCAACUUAGGAAGCUUGUUUCUGAGACAGCUGAAACCAGUGUAAUCAAUUUUGUGAUAGCUGUCACCAAUGCACUGACUCUAAAUUUUUGAAUGUUUGUUGCCAUUUGUCAAAUAAGUAUGUAAAGGACACAUUUUGCCUUUUAACCAAUUUCUUUUUUAUAAUUGCAACUGUGUUGUUUUUAAAAUUCCAUCAAUAGGGGUGGCUUUCUUUGGUACCUUCUGAUCUAAGAAUAUGGAACUUUGAUUUAAAAUAUUGUGACUAAAUUGAACAAUCGUUGGCUGUUAGCACUGUGUACGCCAUUGACACGCAAGAGGGAGAGAAGCCUGGUUGCAUUUCCUGCUAUUUGACAAACUGUCCAGUUAGUUCAGCAAGCCUGUGAGGGCCUGGGUCCCAGCCCAGCGUGCAAGGCAGUUGUCCACAGCAUUCAGGUAUGAGCUAGAGCUGGCAAAUGUAUUGCUAUGUAAAGGCAUGUAGAGAAUCUUAUAAUCCAUAUGAAGGUCACUUACCAAAAAGGUUCUGGUCACGGAAUAUGAAGUAAAUGUUAUAUCUUUAAUAUUAAGAGAAUCUCCAUGUGCCUUUGAAAAAACAUCAACGUUUAAAAAAUUUUAAAGCUUAAAUAUACCUGUCCAGUUAAUAAAGCAGCUUUGGAACAGCUUCAGGAGAUUUUCAGGCCUGAAAACACAGUUAUGUGGCCUAGACGUUCAAAUUUUGUUGUGGAUUGUGCAAUUCUUGGGUUGUCUUCUCAAACAUAUUUUAAUACCUGCCAUUUAAGGUGUCUUCACCUAAGCCUAAAUAUUAAAGUAUAUGUGCACAAGUGGUUAGUUGAAGUGUGUUUUUCUUGUGGUCUAAUUACUGUGAAACAAGGCUUUAGAAGCAUGCUGAUUGUCAUUUCACACAUAAGUCUCAUCCUUCCUAAAAGGC
Molecule: messenger RNA, 3901 nt
Organism: Globicephala melas (long-finned pilot whale)
Lineage: Eukaryota; Metazoa; Chordata; Mammalia; Artiodactyla; Delphinidae
Gene: PPP1R3D
Product: protein phosphatase 1 regulatory subunit 3D
Biological process (GO): regulation of glycogen biosynthetic process
Cellular component (GO): protein phosphatase type 1 complex
Molecular function (GO): glycogen binding; protein phosphatase 1 binding
Source: RefSeq, a predicted model, not a curated record